GCGCGGCGGCGCGGAUUGCGAUCUGAAGCCCAACGCAGGGAGCGAGAAGUGUUGGGUGUGGCUUGCGGAGGACUUCUCCGAUGAGGAGCAUGGCGCUUACGAGCAGUUCGCGCUGAAAUUUGGUAAGGCCGAGCUCGCUAGCGCAUUCAAAGAGGCAUUUGACUCCGCCAAGGAGCUAAACUCCAAGGUGCCGGGCUUCGUGGUGGAGGGUGGCAAGUUUGUUGCACAGGCGAACGUUGCAAAAGCCGAGGACGCAGCUUCAGGCCCAAGCCCUGCGCCCGACGCUGUCAUCAACCCGUUCUCUGGCAUGUCUAUCUUUGGGAAUUCGGCUCCCUCCGAAUCGCUGUUUGGAAACGCCUUCGCUGGGCCAGCUGCCAGCGGCCUCUUCGCGAGCAGCGCGGCGUCGUCGGGAGGCCUCUUCGGCGGCUCCAGCGGCAACCCGCAGACUGGGGGCCUCUUCUCGUCGAUCUCGGGCAGUGUCUUCUCGUCGAAUGGCUCGAGCGGAGGAGGCCUCUUCGGCACCGCUGCGACCUCGGGCUCCUUGUUCUCGCAACCGGCGCAGAAUGGCGGCGGCAUCUUCGGCGGAGGUUCGGCACUGCCGGCCACCACUCAGCCAGCGGCCGAUGGCGACGGUGGCGAUGACGGCGAGUACGUGCAAGAGGAGGAGGUCACGACAGUCGAGGGUUGGACGCCUUCGAUAACUUUGGAGGUGAAGGAGUCUGUGGAGAUGGGCACGGAACAGGAAGACGAGAUCUACAGCCAGCGCUCCAAGCUCUACCGCUUCGUGGACGGUGAGUGGAAGGAGCGCGGACUGGGUGACGCCAAGCUCUUGAAGCACAAGGAUACCGGGAAGGUGCGCUUUUUGCUGCGGCAGGAGAAGACCAUGAAGAUAGUGGCCAACCACAUAGUCAUCGAGCACGACGUUUACUGCAGGCUGGAGAAGAACGCGGACAGCGACAAGAUCUGGGUGUGGUCAGCACUGGACUGGGCAGACGAGGAGCAGUCGGCUGAGAAGUUCGGGCUCAAGUUUGGCAACGUGGAGGUUGCCGGCAAAUUCAAGGACGCUUUCGAAAACGCCAAGCAAAUCAACGCGAAAGCGGGAGGCACCAGCAGCGCGAAGGCGCCCAGUGACGAGCCUGCACCGCCAGUCUCUGGCGGCGGCGCUGCCAGCGGCAGCGGCCUCUUCGCGAGCAGCGCGGCGUCGUCGGGAGGCCUCUUCGGCGGCUCCAGCAGCAACCCGCAGACUGGGGGCCUCUUCUCGUCGAUCUCGGGCAGCGUCUUCUCGUCGAAUGGCUCGAGCGGAGGAGGCCUCUUCGGCACCGCUGCGACCUCGGGCUCCUUGUUCUCGCAACCGGCGCAGAAUGGCGGCGGCAUCUUCGGCGGAGGUGCAGCGCAGCCAGCCCCUACUCAGCCGGCGGGCGGUGGCGACGGUGGCGAUGACGGCGAGUACGUGCAGGAGGAGGAGGUCACGACAGUCGAGGGUUGGACGCCUUCGAUAACUUUGGAGGUGAAGGAGUCUGUGGAGAUGGGCACGGAACAGGAAGACGAGAUCUACAGCCAGCGCUCCAAGCUCUACCGCUUCGUGGACGGUGAGUGGAAGGAGCGCGGACUGGGUGACGCCAAGCUCUUGAAGCACAAGGAUACCGGGAAGGUGCGCUUCUUGCUGCGGCAGGAGAAGACCAUGAAGAUAGUGGCCAACCACAUAGUCAUCGAGCACGACGUUUACUGCAGGCUGGAGAAGAACGCGGACAGCGACAAGAUCUGGGUGUGGUCGGCACUGGACUGGGCAGACGAGGAGCAGUCGGCUGAGAAGUUCGGGCUCAAGUUUGGCAACGUGGAGGUUGCCGGCAAAUUCAAGGACGCUUUCGAAAAUGCCAAGCAAAUCAACGCGAAAGCGGGAGGCACCAGCAGCGCAAAGGCGUCCAGUGACGAGCCUGCACCGCCAGUCUCUAGCGGCGGCGCUGCCAGCGGCAGCGGCCUCUUCGCGAGCAGCGCGGCGUCGUCGGGAGGCCUCUUCGGCGGCUCCAGCGGCAACCCGCAGACUGGGGGCCUCUUCUCGUCGAUCUCGGGCAGCGUCUUCUCGUCGAAUGGCUCGAGCGGAGGAGGCCUCUUCGGCACCGCUGCGACCUCGGGCUCCUUGUUCUCGCAACCGGCGCAGAAUGGCGGCGGCAUCUUCGGCGGAGGUGCAGCGCAGCCAGCCCCUACUCAGCCGGCGGGCGGUGGCGACGGUGGCGAUGACGGCGAGUACGUGCAGGAGGAGGAGGUCACGACAGUCGAGGGUUGGACGCCUUCGAUAACUUUGGAGGUGAAGGAGUCUGUGGAGAUGGGCACGGAACAGGAAGACGAGAUCUACAGCCAGCGCUCCAAGCUCUACCGCUUCGUGGACGGUGAGUGGAAGGAGCGCGGACUGGGUGACGCCAAGCUCUUGAAGCACAAGGAUACCGGGAAGGUGCGCUUCUUGCUGCGGCAGGAGAAGACCAUGAAGAUAGUGGCCAACCACAUAGUCAUCGAGCACGACGUUUACUGCAGGCUGGAGAAGAACGCGGACAGCGACAAGAUCUGGGUGUGGUCGGCACUGGACUGGGCAGACGAGGAGCAGUCGGCUGAGAAGUUCGGGCUCAAGUUUGGCAACGUGGAGGUUGCCGGCAAAUUCAAGGACGCUUUCGAAAAUGCCAAGCAAAUCAACGCGAAAGCGGGAGGCACCAGCAGCGCAAAGGCGUCCAGUGACGAGCCUGCACCGCCAGUCUCUGGCGGCGGCGCUGCCAGCGGCAGCGGCCUCUUCGCGAGCAGCGCGGCCUCGUCGGGAGGCCUCUUCGGCGGCUCCAGCGGCACCCCGCAGACUGGGGGCCUCUUCUCGUCGCUGGCCACCUCCACUGGCUCAGCGCUUGCUGGCGGAGGGCAGUCUGCGGCGGGCGCUGCCCCUGCGGCCGACGAGGACGAGGAGGUGGUCGAGGAGGAGGUCACCACGAUCCCAGGCUGGGCUCCAUCCGUGAACCUGGAGGUGCUCGACCAGAUCACCACUGGAGAAGAGGAGGAGGAGGAGAUCUAUUCCCAGCGAUCUAAGCUCUACCGGUUCCGCGACGGGGAGUGGAAGGAGCGCGGCUUGGGAGAUGCGAAGUUGCUCAAGCACAAGACCUCCAGCAAGGUUCGAUUCAUGCUCCGCCAGGAGAAGACUAUGAAGAUCGUGGCAAAUCACUUUGCGUUGGCCGUCGGGCCGCUCUGUGACCUUCAGCCGAACAUGGGGAGCGAAAAGUGCUGGCAAUGGAUGGCCCAGGACUACUCGGAGGACGAGCCCGUGGUAGAGCAGUUCGGGCUCAAAUUCGGGAGCGCGGAACUUGCCGGCGCCUUCAAGGAGGCCUUCGACGGCGCGAAGGAGCAGAACCUGAAGGUGAAGGAGUUCGCCGACAAAGCUGCGGGCACCCCACGGGAGCCUGCGGCCAAGAAGGAAGAGCCCAAGCCGCAGCCAGCCAGCCUCUUCGGCGGCGCCAGCGGGGGUGCACCCGCCGGCACGAACCCGCUCGUCGGCCUCCGCUCGCCCCCGGAGGUCUCCUGCACGCCCGCGGCCUCCAGCGGCAGCGGCCUCUUCGGAGGCCUUGGCUCUGGCGGCGGCGCGGCGCCCUCCACUUCGGGCAGCCUGUUCGGCGGCGCCGCCACCACCGGCGGCGGCAGCCUCCUCGGCGGCCCAGCUGCCACCGGCGGCAGCCUCUUCGGCGGCGCGGCGUCCAGCGGCAGCCUCUUCGGCGGCGCGGCGUCCAGCGGCAGCCUCUUCGGCGGCGCGGCGUCCAGCGGCAGCCUCUUCGGCGGCGCGGCGUCCAGCGGCAGCCUCUUCGGCGGCGCGGCGUCCAGCGGCAGCCUCUUCGGCGGCUCCGCAUCCAGCGGCAGCCUCUUUGGCGGCGCGGCGUCCAGCGGCAGCCUCUUUGGCGGCGCGGCGUCCAGCGGCAGCCUCUUCGGCGGCUCCGCGUCCAGUAGUGGCGGCCUCUUUGGCAGCUCCGCGCCCAGCGGCAGCCUCUUCGGCGGCUCCGCGUCCAGCGGCAGCCUCUUCGGCAGCUCCGCAUCCAGCGGAGCCGCUGCAGGUGCGGCGAUGGCCCUCGGCGCCACCCCGAAGGCAGCUCCUGCGCCUCCCAAGCAAUCGCCCGCGCCGGAGGUGGACAAGGGCGGCGCCCAGAAGGAGUCGACGACAGGCAAAACAGGCGGCAAGAGCCCCCUCGAGCUCAUGGCCGAACAGCAGCAGAAGGACAACUGGCGUUGCGAUGGUUGCUAUCUGCAGUACCCGACCAGCCUGUACGAGUGCGGCGUGUGCGAGAUCGCGCGGCCUGGGUACGAGGACAGAGCCGCCGAGGAGAAGGCCAAGAAGCAGCAGGGCUCGCAGAGUGCUGCGGCCGCCUUCCUCGGCACGGGGCAGGCCACGACGACAGCACCCGCGCCAGCGCCGGCGCCGCCGGCGUCCUCGGGCGCCCCGCUCUUCGGGUUUGCGACGGGCGCUCCCGCCGGGGCGCCCGCCGUGCCGGCCCCGGGCGCCGCCGCCCCCGUCUUCGGGUUUGCGGCGGCGGCCCCCGCGGCGGCCGCGGCAGCGCCGCCAGCCCCCCCCCCGCCGGCACCCGGGCAGGCCCCGCCCGCCGCGCAGCCCGCGGCCGGCUUCGGCUUCCACUCGCCUGGGGCGGGGCUCCCGCCGCCCCCCGCGCCGCCCGCUGCGGGGGCCUACGCCCCGCCGCCUCCCAGGCAAGAUGCCGCCUGGCCCUCCAGGCCGCUCGAGGACGAGCCCGGGUCGCUCCGCCAGGUGGAGUCGGCGCUGCGCAGGCUGGAGGACCGCGUCGACGCCGCCGAGGAGCGCGCGCGCCGUGCCGAGGAGCGCGCGCGCCGGGCGGAGGAGCAGGCGCGCAGGGCCGAGGAGGAGCUGGGCAGCCUGAGGCCGCAGCUGGAUCAGCUGUCGAGGAGGCAGCAGGAGGACAGGGCGCUGCAGCAGGAGCUCGCGGAACGGGGCCGCAGGGCUGGGGAGGAGCUGGGCGGCCUGAGGCCACAGGUCGACCAGCUGGCGAGGAGGCAGCAGGAGGACGGCGUGCGCCUGCGGUCCCUGCAGGACCAGCUGGCGGAGGCGAGGGAGUCGCUCACGAGGGACCUGACGCAGGAGCUUCGCAGCUCGCGGGGCUCUUGGGAGGCCUCGAGCCAGACGAUGCAGAAGGCGCUCCAGGUGUCGAACCAGGCGCUCCAGGUCUCGAACCAGGCCUUCGAGGCUACCACCGCUCUCCGAGAGGAGUACAACGCAUUCGCUGCCGACACCACUCGCGUCAACAAGCAACGCUUCGAGGACCUCGCAUCCCUGGGCGAUCAGCACAGGCUGGAGGCCGUGAGAGGGAUGUCGCUGCCCAGCCGCAUCAUGUAUCUGCAGUCCCAGCACAUGCAGCAGCUGGGCCAGCAGCUGGGCUCGGCGCCUGGCGCCCAGCAGGCGCGUGGGGCCCUGAGCAUCGGGCGGUGACCUCACGUUCUCGCCCUGCCGCGCUUCUGCCACCAUGUGUUCCCCCCCCCCUCCCCACCCUGCAGGAGACGCGGUUGAGCGUGAGAUCGUAUCGCAGCCUCACCCAAUGGCGGCAUGCGGCUCUUCACAGCGUAGUCUGCGGCGGCCACAUCUCGGGGCAGACGGUGUGUAGGUCAGGGCAGCUCUGCGAGCGUGCCAGCCAGGAGGCGCUUCGGUUUUGGACCAGCGAGCAGAGCUGCCGCCCUUCGCGGCGAUGAGACUCAGCUCGUCCGAAGCCCUCGAGACGUGUGCUGACAGGCGGAUACUCCUUUGGGGAAGAGGAUGAUGAUGAGGACGUGGGGAGAAUGGCAUCAGUUUAGGUCGUGCACCCGCUUGCUGGCUCUGGUGGUAUGCAGAUCAGUCCAGAGCCUGGAGAUCGCCAGUCGUCGACCCAGGACGCGCGCGGGGAGC
Messenger RNA from Prorocentrum cordatum, 5923 nucleotides. Lineage: Eukaryota; Dinophyceae; Prorocentrales; Prorocentraceae. The record is from the annotation of a GenBank genome assembly.